AUCGAACGGUUUACAAUCACUAUAUCUGAAGAACUACUGUAAAAUUUCAGAAAAACCCCUUUAAAAUGUACUAAUAAUUAACAAAAAAACUUUAGGGUCUUGGAUGCAAAUAACCUCUUCAAAACCCUUGCACUUCUCUGCCUCGCCAUUCACCUUCGAAUCCCCAAAGCUCUCAUCAAUGGCGGCGACCCUCAUUCUCCACCGCGUCUCACCGCUUCCCCUUCUCCGCCACCACCGCCCCUCCCCAUCACUCACCAUCAAUCUCCCUCUCCGAUCACCGCCGAGUACCACUCCUCUUCCCCGGAUCUCAAUGUCCUACCGCUCCGCCGUUCCCGCCACCGAUCGCUUGAUCUCCACCGCCUCCUACGCCCUCCCCUUCUUCAACUCACUCCACUACGGCCGCUUCCUCUUCACCCGCUUACCCAUUCUCGCCACCGCCCUCAACCCCAUCCUCCCUCUCAUCGCCGCCUACCGCUCCAUCCCCUACGCCGCCUUCGUCGCCUUCUUCGCUCUUUACCUCGGCGUUGUCCGCAACCCUCAGUUCAGCCGCUACGUCCGCUUCAACGCGAUGCAAGCCGUGGUGCUGGACGUGCUCUUGGCUUUGCCGUCGCUCAUCCAGCGAGUGUUCGGCGUGCCGACGAGAGGGGUCGGCUUCCAGGUGCUGGAGAUUGGGUAUAGCUCUCUCUUCGUGUUCAGUUCCGUGUGCUUCGUUUACGGCUUGAUUAGCUGCGUUCUCGGGAAGACGCCUUACCUGCCGUUCGUCGCCGCCGCCGCUGAUCGCCAGCUCUGAUGAGGUUGAUGAU
This is a messenger RNA of Dioscorea cayenensis subsp. rotundata (Guinea yam), 803 nucleotides long. Its product is annotated as protein TIC 20-II, chloroplastic. Lineage: Eukaryota; Viridiplantae; Streptophyta; Magnoliopsida; Dioscoreales; Dioscoreaceae. The record is from RefSeq and is a predicted model, not a curated record. The coding region runs from base 104 to 790 and encodes 228 amino acids. The transcript has a single exon.